AUGGUGCACACUGGGGAGGAGGGGUGGUCUGCUAUCGAAACGAAGUGCUUCCUUCCAUCCAGCGGCAUCGCGUGGGCGAUCAUGCUCUUACUGACGGUCGUGCCGAACGGUGUUGUGUUUAUGGCGCCGCCGUGCAGCGACUGGACGUGGCUGAACUCCUACACAAGUGGCAGGUACUUGUCUGAGUUCGGACACGUGGGUCACCCAGGCGUGAAGGCGUCGAACACGGUUGCUACUGCUGUGUCUAUGUUGAUGUGGAUGUGUCACAUGCGUGGCUUAUACUACAUGGUUGAGCAACCGAAGGACAGUUCUAUGUUUAAAUUUCCAGCUAUGGCCUCGAUGAUUGAGAUGACGAAUGGAUCGAAGCUGCUCACCUACCAAGGCCCGUUCGGGGCCGCAAUCCCGAAGCCCACAGUCCUGCUGCACAAUAUGGGUGACGAGCUGACGGCGUCUUUGGUGAAACCGUCGCCGCCGAGGGGCUCGAUGAAGGCGAACGUGUGUUGGACAUCGAACGCUGGGGUCUUCAAAGGCACGUCCGACCUGAAGGCCACAGAGCACUACCCCACCUCGUUCGCCCAGGAGCUCGCGAACGUGGCCGCGCGGGCCGUCGGCCUGGUGUAG
This is a messenger RNA of Prorocentrum cordatum, 621 nucleotides long. NCBI's taxonomy places the organism in Eukaryota, Dinophyceae, Prorocentrales, Prorocentraceae. The record is from the annotation of a GenBank genome assembly.